This is a messenger RNA of Medioppia subpectinata, 1040 nucleotides long. Lineage: Eukaryota; Metazoa; Arthropoda; Arachnida; Sarcoptiformes; Oppiidae. The record is from the annotation of a GenBank genome assembly.
GAGGAAUGCAAGACUUUAAUUACAUUCAUAGCAACUGUUUUGAGAUAACUCUUGAGCUCUCGUGUUGUAAAUAUCCAAAAGAGGCGGAACUCGAGAAGGAAUGGCUUAAUAAUAAAGAAUCUCUUUUAUCAUACAUUGAAAUGGUCCAAAUGGGAGUGAAAGGUCUCGUCAAAGACUCGGUGACCGGUAAAGCCAUCGAAGGCGCAACACUUAAGAUCGAUGGCAUUGAUCAUAACGUAGUGACCACUAAUAGAGGGGAAUACUGGCGGUUAGCGCUGCCCGGCGUAUACCAGAUGACGGCCUCAGCCGUCGGCUACGAAUCUCUAAUAAAAAAGGAUGUUGUGAUUAAAAACACGACCGCCGGUACGCCUCUUGUACUCGACUUUCAGCUCAAUCCUAUCGGCAGUCAACGCUAUCCCAGUGUCAACAGCCCGGACGCGGUGCCAGUGGUUGUCGACAAUCAUAAAAGCAGCCAAUCGUCGUCGUCUAAACCCACCGCAAGUUUGAAAGCUUCUACUGCCGGUGUGGCCACAGUGGGUCAACACUGGGCCGAACGCUGGAACCAAUCCGUCCAUAACAUGACUUCCAAAUACGACUUCCGCACGAAGACUGAGUACAAACAUCACAACUACACUGACCUCAAAGACUAUAUGCAACGGUUGAACGCAAAGUAUCCGCAUUUGACGCGACUUUAUUCUAUCGGCCAAUCGGUGGAGAGCCGGGACCUACUGGUGCUCGAGAUCGGCACCACUCCAGGCGUGCACCGGCCGGGCGUACCCGAGUUCAAGUACGUGGCCAAUAUGCACGGCAACGAAGUGAUCGGACGGGAACUGUUGCUACUCUUCUCCAAGUAUCUGUUGGAGAACUACGGCACUGACCCUCGCAUCACACGUCUGGUCAACUCGACGCGAAUCCAUUUGAUGCCAACCAUGAAUCCCGACGGUUACGAGAAGUCACUGCUCGGCGACUGUAACUCAGAGUACGGCCGCGGAAACGCUCACAAAGUGGAUCUCAACCGCAAUUUUCCCGAUCAGUACAUG